AUGGCCGCAGGUGUAUUUGCCACAGUCGAAAAGUCUUUGCUCCACCACCGAGUAGUAGCCGCGAAAUCGUACAAGGCUCAACAUGGCAGGCUUGUCAAGAGACAUUGCGAACGAGAACUUCGAGCGUUGCGUGCCAUUCGCGCCAAUUCAGAACGCCAUGCUUGGGAACACCAUGUCAUUUACCUAUUGGACGUACAAAAGAACGCUUCAGAAUGCAACCUACUGUUUCCUUUUUACGACAAGACGCUCUUGGACUUUGUCAGUGGCUGCGAUCAAGGAUUUGCUUUCAAUGCAGUGUAUCAGUUGGCACAAGGAUUGGAUUUCUUGCAUAACCAGGGCAUCAUCCAUUGCGACCUAAGUCCAUCGAACGUACUUGUUGACUCGACAAACAACAAUCAUAUGGUCAUUGCGGAUUUUGGUUGUGCACAUUUCAUAAUGCAGCAUGUCACGGAUGAUUCAGCACCCAGCAACGACAUGGAAGAGCAAGACAAUGAAGAGAUUGGUACAUUGAUCUACAAAGCACCCGAGCAUCUUUUUGGAAGUCGGCUAUACGCUCCAUCAACAGAUAUAUGGUCACUUGGAAGCAUCUUUUGUCAUCUAUUACGUGGAGACCCUUUGUUUACUGGUGAAAGCGAUAUUGAACAAAUCGGCCAAAUUGUGAGGAUUUUGGGGCCACCACCCACCGUUGUGUUGGAUGAGGAAAUGUGUCGAUACCCUGAUGCUGACAAGCUUAUAUUCUUCGGUGACCCUGCCGACCACGACAGUGGCAGCAGCCAUUGCGAUGACGACGAUGAUAUAAUAUCUGAAGAAGACGACUCUUCAGAAUACGCUGAUCUGAUGGCAAUGAUAUCGGCACAACGUCAAGCAUAUGCAAACUUGUUAGCCGUGCCGUACGCGAGACCGUUAAUACAAGGAAUGCUCAAUUGGUCCGUCCGCAAUAGGCUCACUACAUCGGAGAUCUUCAGGUUAACGAAUGAUAGAGAGGAUAAUCAAAUUGAAGAAUGA
This is a messenger RNA of Lichtheimia ornata, 1005 nucleotides long. RefSeq lists its product as uncharacterized. Gene Ontology annotation, biological process: intracellular signal transduction; protein phosphorylation. Gene Ontology annotation, molecular function: protein serine/threonine kinase activity; ATP binding. The coding region runs from base 1 to 1005 and encodes 334 amino acids. The record is from RefSeq and is a predicted model, not a curated record. NCBI's taxonomy places the organism in Eukaryota, Fungi, Mucoromycota, Mucoromycetes, Mucorales, Lichtheimiaceae. The transcript has 5 exons. Gene Ontology annotation, cellular component: nucleus; cytoplasm.